UGGUCCGCCUUGUCGUCGAGCCAAAAGUGGAGCACAGAUCCCAAUCUCCGUGCCCGCGAACUGGGCUCUAAAUCCGCCAUCUGCGCCGACCUCCAUGAGCCCGAAUACGCCAUGCGCGACGCUGAGAUCCGGGAUGCACUUACGCACCUUGUUUCUCUGAUCCAGGGCUUCAGUCGCGAGUUCUUUACUGGCGAGGUCCGUAUCCCUGCGCCUGACGGCAUUCUUCCAGCAUCAUUCUACGAGCAAAUGACGCCACAGACGGCCAAGGUGGUUCACUGCGUUGCGAGUGGUGGACCAGCGGGCCAGUGGGGAUGGCACGACUUGUUUCUUAACGAGGAGAAGAGACAGGCACUUGUAUGCGGAGUCAUCGGCAACGUGCUUGUAGAGCAGAUAUUUGAGAACGUGUGUUUCGGGUUCGGCGAGGAAGAGAAGGAUGCUUUUGCCGCUCUGGAGCGGGAAUUGAAAGAUGAGGAUGGCUUCACCCGACACUCCUGUUUCUCCCAGACCCUCCACAACCUCACUCACAACGCCACCACCCUCCCCCCUACCUCCUUCACAGCACACAUCCAAAUCAUCCUCACAGCACUAACCACACACCUCACCCCCCUCAUCUCCCUCAUCCAUCCUACCCCACUCUCCACCCUCCCAUCCCUCCUUCCCCCCUUAUUAAUCCUCACCACUCGCGCCGCCCUCCUUUCCCUACACAUGCGCCUUGACCCACACACACUCUACCGCUUCACCCCCUCUUUUAAAGAAGACACCUACACCUCCACCCGCAUGCAAUGCACGAACUUGACGCAGAUGCAGCAACUAUGCCCACACAACCAAACCUCCGUACUUACCCCCACCGAACAAGCCCGGCGCGCCACGCUCUCAAAAGCCGAGCUGCGCCGCAGCAAGGGCGAUCAGGCACUCACUCAAAUCAUCAUGUUCCGCGGCGUUGUCGUGUUUCGGAAGGGAGGCUGGGAAGAUGGCAACAGUACCGCGAAGAACGUGGUGUUUGAAAAGGAGGAGUUUGCCGAAGAAGGGUAUAGAGAGAGGCUUUUGACGAAGGUGUGGGUGUAUUGUCGGUGGGGGAGGGGUAUGGCGAAGGGCAUGGAUGAGGAGAUGGGGAGGAAAGUGCAUGGGGAUGCGUGGAGGGAAGGUGGGUUUGUCGAGUUUACGGGGUUGGAGGGGGUGUGGGAUUGGUUGGGGGAGGAG
Messenger RNA from Bipolaris victoriae FI3, 1200 nucleotides. RefSeq lists its product as hypothetical. The transcript is spliced from 2 exons. The annotation marks the transcript as partial. NCBI's taxonomy places the organism in Eukaryota, Fungi, Ascomycota, Dothideomycetes, Pleosporales, Pleosporaceae. The record is from RefSeq and is a predicted model, not a curated record.